AUGGUGACUGCCCUCCCCUUCAUCAGCGGCGGCGGUGCACGGGGCACCUCCCCUUCACAACCGUCGGCUCCCUCGUCGUCGCCGGAGACCCUCCGCGCCGGACCGAGCGCCACCAGGGGCGCCACCCUGCGCUGUCGAGCCAAGCCGCUCUACUCCCUCUAUCUUCCCUCCUCCUCCUUCCUGGCUUCGGGUUCCAUCCAUCCCAUCUCCGUGCGCGACCAUGCCCGCCUCACCGGUGCGUGGCGAGUGACCCUGGUGCGACGGGCUGCCCUGGCGCGGGCGCAGCUGCCGGUGCGAUGGCGUGCCGCGACGCGGCCUGGCCGGCGCGGUGCCCAUCCCCAGCGCGGCGAGCCUGCUCAGGCGCGCCGGCCAUCACCAGUGCUGCUCCUCGUCCUCGUCCUCCUCCUCCUCCUGCCCCUCGUCCCUGACCAGUGCCGCACCAGCCCCUUCGCCGCCGCCCAUCAACUGCUCGAUGAAAUUCCAUUGAAGACUUCUAUGGUGGCAAGGCUACCAGAAUCCUAUGCAAGAGGAGCAGCGGCGGCGGCCGAGCCCUCCUACCAGAGCGUGGUCCUCGUCGUCGGAUCCACCGGCAUCGUCGGCACCUCGCUCCUCGACAUCCUCCCGCUCGCCGACAGCCCCGGCGGGCCGUGGAAGGUCAACGCCGUCUCGCGCCGCCCGCUCCCGCCCUGGUUCCCGGCCCCCUCCCCCGCCGUCACCCACCUCGACCUCGCCGACUCCGCCGCCGUCGCCGAGGCCCUACAACCCCUCACUGACAUCACCCACGUCUUCUUCGUCGCCUGGACCAGCCGCCCCACCGAGGAAGAGAACCGGGAGGCCAACGCCGCCAUGCUCCGCAACGACAUCCUCUUCGACCAGGUGUCCCGCCGCGACGGCGCCGUCAGCUGGUCCGUGCACCGCCCCACCACCGUCUUCGGCUACUCCCCGCGCAGCGCCAUGAACCUCGUCGGCAGCCUCUGCGUCUACGCCGCCAUCUGCCAGAAGGAGGGCGCCACACUCCGGUGGCCCGGCUCCAGGGUCACCUGGGAGGGGUUCAGCGACGCCUCCGACGCCGACCUUAUCGCCGAGCACGAGAUCUGGGCCGCCGUCGAUCCCUUCGCCAAGAACGAGGCCUUCAAUUGCAGCAACGGGGAUCUCUUCAAGUGGAAGCAGCUGUGGCCGAUACUCGCCGAUCACUUCGGGGUGGAAUGGGCUGGCUACGAAGGGGAGGAGAACAGGUUCAGGCUCGAGGACGCCAUGGCCGGGAAGGAAGCCGUCUGGGCGGAGAUUGUCAGGGAGAAUGACCUUGUAGCCACAGAGCUUGACGAGAUCACCAAUUGGUGGUUCGUCGAUGCCAUGUUUGCUGUCGAGACCCAGCUUCUGGACAGCAUGAACAAAAGCAAGGAGCAUGGCUUCCUGGGCUUCAGGAACACUGUCACCUCUUUCAACACAUGGAUCGAGAAGAUGAAGGUCUUCAAGAUUGUUCCCUAA
This is a messenger RNA of Miscanthus lutarioriparius, 1488 nucleotides long. The record is from the annotation of a GenBank genome assembly. NCBI's taxonomy places the organism in Eukaryota, Viridiplantae, Streptophyta, Magnoliopsida, Poales, Poaceae.